Oncorhynchus mykiss (rainbow trout) is the source of this 3408-nucleotide messenger RNA. RefSeq names its product Kruppel-like factor 7b (gene klf7b). NCBI's taxonomy places the organism in Eukaryota, Metazoa, Chordata, Actinopteri, Salmoniformes, Salmonidae. The record is from RefSeq and is a predicted model, not a curated record. Gene Ontology annotation, molecular function: RNA polymerase II cis-regulatory region sequence-specific DNA binding; DNA-binding transcription factor activity, RNA polymerase II-specific. Gene Ontology annotation, biological process: regulation of transcription by RNA polymerase II.
ACAGCUAGCCCGAGCUACUCUCCCAUUCGCCUGAUGAAGCUACUGCAGGCAGCGGAAAAACCAACCUGGAAUUUAUAGAGCGAAUAUUGCAAUCUGGCAAUGCGGAAAUAGAUGGACGUUUCAUGUCACCGAGUUGGCAUUCCACUUCUGGACUGAAGACCUGAGAGUUAGCGCCAGAGAAAAAAGGAUCGCAAUUCAGAGACAUAAUAUUAAACUCUUCUUUUUCUAUUGUUUAUAGUGGUUCUUCGGUGUGUUAUUUAGUUCCUGUGGUAUAUAGCGCCAUACUUUCUGGUGCAUGGACAGACGCACAGAGGAGGAUCUGAAGACAUUUUUUUUGUUAACCCCUAACCAUACAAAAGUGGGGUUGUAUUUCUUCCGGUGGAUCAAAGUAAAUUACUUUCAAAUCUUGCAUCAACAUGGACGUGUUGGCGAAUUACAGUAUUUUUCAGGAACUCCAACUCGUGCAUGACACUGGCUAUUUCUCUGCAAUGCCUUCGCUGGAGGAGAACUGGCAGCAGACGUGUCUGGAGUUGGAGCGGUACCUGCAGACGGAGCCCAAGCGUCUAUCAGAGCUGUUUGACGAGGAGCUCGACUGCCUCCUGACGCCUGCCUUCAUGGAGGGUGCUGACAGUGACCUGAUGGAUCCCCUGGACCCACUCCUCCCCAGCCCCCCUCCCCUCCUCGUCUCCCUCCCCAAGGUCCUACAUGCCCCACACCUUCACAACACCAAGGCCUCUGAAAAAGAGUCUGGAGCGAAGAUCACCAAGGAGGGGGUCAACGGGGUCAACGCUGCCCAGCUGAGUGCCGUCACCUCCCUCACGCCGCCCUCCUCGCCGGAGCUGGGCCGCCACCUGGUCAAGCCGACGCAGACUCUCACCGCUACAGCCGACGGCACGCUCACGCUCAAACUGGUGGCCAAGAAGGUUGGUCUGAACGCAGCCAAGCUGGUGGCCAUGCACGCCACACUACCCUCGCCGCCCAGCAGGGGGGCACACAGUGACAGCGAGCAGGGGUCUGGGUCGCUGGGGGGAGAUAUCCCUGAGAACAAGAAGAGAGUCCAUCGCUGCCAGUUCAACGGCUGCAGGAAGGUUUACACCAAGAGUUCCCAUCUGAAGGCCCACCAGAGAACACACACAGGUGAGAAGCCGUACAAGUGCUCCUGGGAGGGCUGUGAGUGGCGUUUCGCCCGGAGCGAUGAGUUGACAAGGCACUAUCGUAAACACACCGGGGCCAAACCAUUCAAGUGUAACCACUGUGACAGGUGUUUCUCCAGGUCCGAUCACUUGGCGCUGCACAUGAAGAGGCACAUCUAAGAGAGAGGGAGGAGGAGAGCGGGGAAGAAGAGCGAGAGAAGGGAGAUAGGAGAGAAGAAGAAGUAGGCAGGAGGGAAGACGAACCACACACCAGCUCUAGCUCUCACCAUCCCGAGGCUGCCCCUGCCACCUGAGACCUGACACUAGAAGCAUAGCAUGGGGGAUGACACGCUGGACGGAUGUAAGCCACGACCCAGGAUGGACCCAUGGUCAGCGAGGACAGAUGGAGUGAUGGGGGGAAAGAGAAGGAGGAGGAGGAGCUUGUUGUUGUUUUUUAAUUCACACUUUGUGAUUCACACAUCUCUCUUUUAUUGCAUCCUCUGAUUAGCCAUGCCUUGGUCUGAUCCAAGUCUGGUAACUCAGACACUGCCAAACCAAUACGCUGAUCCAGUUAUGACCCAUUUACACUCUACUGUUUAUUUUGUGUACAUUUAAACUAUAGAGCGACUUGGGAAAGCAGAUGGUUCACCCAGAAUAAACUGCUAAACUUUGACACGCCAAUCGUCAGUGACUUGCAGAAGCAACGAUGGGCAUCCCAAACCAACAGCAACUAUUGCCCAUUUUAUUCUGGUGUGCUGUUUCCCAAUCCUAUCACAAUGUUUUAGGGGUGUCUCUACCCUCACCAAGCCGUGUGAAAUAACAACAAUGCCAGAAUAGCGAGAAGAGAGAGACCAAUGGAACUAGUGGCCAAUCCGUCAGUGUCGCCCCCUGUCUGUGGGAGGAGGGUCUGACACUUCAGAGAGCGAGCUCUGUGACCCUGAUGCGGACUUCUCAGGCUCUCCUGUAGGAGGCGCUCUGCUCUUCUCUCUCACCUUCACUCCUGCCACCUCACAGGCAACAUCUAACAAAUGCGCAGCGACACUUUCUUGCCUUUGUUUUUUAAAGACAAUGAAUUAUUAUUAUUAAGAAUAAAGGUCUGUUUUCUCUGAAAUGUCUUAAAAAUUCACUGAAGGACAAAAACUAAAACAGUUUAUGUACAAACGAAGAACAAUGUGCUCAUUCAACAACGAAUGAACUGACCCCGACCCGUAUGCACAGGCUAAACUCAGUAGCCGCUAUCUAGCACUGAUAGCUAAGAAGAUGGAAAAACAAAAAAUAAAUCACAUGAACGCUGAAAGAAAAAGGAUUUGUAUUGUUGGCCUGAUAUUAAAGGAAAGGCCGUCUGUUUUCCACUCUGUGUUUUUCUCCGAUCCAGCUGAAAACAAACCUUGCCGGGACCUUCGAGGCUUCAUCACCAAGCCAGGACCAGAACAGAACAGAAAACUGGAAAAUGUUUGCUUUGCUUGUGUGGAUUGUGGAACUCCACCAUCUCCCAUAGGAAACCCCUAUCUCCUCCAGUAUGGAGGGGCCUGGGAGGCUGGUCUGCUGUGACCACAUCCCCUAUUUGGGAGACUAGGGACCUGAUAGGCUACUGGACAUGAAUCUGGGUAUUAGAAAGGACAACAUGGCCUCAUCAUCCCAGAGGGACUUGCCUGUUUCGUAUCCAUUGUCCGCACUGACUUUUUCAAUGUUAUCUGUGCUUUUUUCAUACAGUACAACAAAAAAAACUGAAAAAAGAAUACAAAUAAAAAACACUCAAAAAAAUACUACACAAAAAAAACUGAUUCCGUCUCUCUCACCGUACAGGCACGUAGACACACCAACACACAGAACAGUUUGCUCAUGGCUCCACUUUGAGAUAAGGAAAAUAUAUGAUUGAGUUAAUGAACAGACUUGGAAAGCAAAACACUGCAUGGCAGCUUCUCACACUCGGAUCGCUUCCCGGAAUCAUUUGUUCUGCUCCAAAUUUUUCACAGUAGGAUUUUUAGCAAUUGUUGUUUUGUAGAUGAAGAUCUGAUUCCGCUGGAGGUAACGGCUUUGAAGUGAGAAAACGAGCUCAUUCUCAUGUUCAAACAAUCUCAGUCUCUGUAUGUUAACAAUCAGCUUCAACAGCAUGGGACCAGAUUCCUCUGCCCCAGGUCUAUGAAGUAUUACAUAGCCUUGCAAUCAGGGCAUUAAUACCAACACCACUGUCACUAUUACUGUACCCACAAACUUCCCCUCUCACAUAAACCCUGGCCUCCUCACAUCAGUUGUAAUGGCUGCUGUAUCAUAA